This is a messenger RNA of Podospora bellae-mahoneyi, 1238 nucleotides long. RefSeq names its product GrpE, mitochondrial (gene mge1). Gene Ontology annotation, cellular component: PAM complex, Tim23 associated import motor. The transcript is spliced from 2 exons. Gene Ontology annotation, biological process: protein import into mitochondrial matrix; protein folding. Lineage: Eukaryota; Fungi; Ascomycota; Sordariomycetes; Sordariales; Podosporaceae. Gene Ontology annotation, molecular function: adenyl-nucleotide exchange factor activity; protein homodimerization activity; protein-folding chaperone binding. The record is from RefSeq and is a predicted model, not a curated record. Bases 135 to 851 code for a protein of 238 amino acids.
CGGUUGAACGGCCCAACCAAAGCCGUCGUCAUAAAAUUUCUGGAAGGCAACACGCCAUUGUAUGGUAAAAUUAAAAAAAAGAGAGCAUUGCCGUCCGUUGAGAGUCAGAUAAUACACCACAUACAACCGCCAUAAUGUUACGACAGACCAUCGCCAACACUUCCCGGGCCCUCCGCUCCACCGCCAGGGCCGGCGCCCAAAGACAGCUCGCCAGACCCCAGUUCAUCCAGUCACCAAUUGCCGCAGCCGCCAGGACAGUGGCACCGAGGGCGAGAUGGUACAGCGCUGAGGCCGAGAAGAAGGAGGCCGAGACCAAGAAUGGAGAGGAGAAGGCUGCUGAGGAGACCGAGGAGACCAAGCUCAAGAAGCAAUUAGAGGCCAAGGAGGCCGAAGUUCGGGACUGGAAGGACAAGUAUCUCCGCUCCGUUGCCGACUUCCGCAACCUCCAGGACCGGACUGCCCGUGAAAUGAAGGCUGCCCGUGACUUCGCCAUCCAGAAGUUCGCCAAGGACCUCGUCGACAGCGUUGACAACUUCGACCGUGCCCUCACCAUGGUCCCCGAGGAGAAGCUCAAGUCCGAGGAGAAGUCUGCCCACCUCCAAGACCUCGUCAACCUCUUCGAGGGUCUCAAGAUGACCGAGAACAUCCUCCUCGAGACCCUCAAGAAGCACGGCCUCGAGAGAUUCGACCCCCACGGCCUUCCCUUCAACCCCAAUGAGCACGAGGCUACCUUCAUGACCCCCAUGCAGGACAAGGAGCACAACACCGUCUUCCACACCCAGCAGAAAGGCUUCAAGCUCAACGGCCGCAUCCUCAGACCCGCCAAGGUCGGCGUUGUCAAGAACAAAUAAGCAAUCUCCUCUCUUUCGGUGGUGGUGUGUGUAAGAUUAUGUAAUGGCGGGAAAGGUGUACAAAAAAGCUAUUUAUUUUUGAAUGAGGGUCUGGGGUAUUUAUGACCGAACAACGAUCUUCAAAAGGACGGUGGUGCUGCUCGGGGCGUUUUACUUUUCUUCAGUCGCCAUGUAUUUUUCAUCAAGUCAUGUAUAAUGCUCCUCUCAUGAUGUCGAUUUUGGGUUUGAAAGCAUUUUCGGAAAGCGCGGAAAACAAAUUACGGGAACACACACAUAGGGGCCUUGGGAGCGGGAGCUCCUCAUGAGGCUCAGGUAGAUAGAAGUCUUGUGUGUGUACACAUAUACCACAUACACAAUACAAUGUAUGAACUGGGAUUUCUGGGCGCA